UGGCGUCUCCCCUAGGCUCACCUGGCUCUCCCCUUGUCUCCCUGCAGGGUGCUGGCUGUCACGCUGAAAUGAACCUUCAGCGCUCCUCCGUCUACCAUGGCCACCCUUAGCUCACCCUCCGCUGUGGGUACCACCCUUUCCCCUGGGCACGAUGCCCUGGGCACCUCCUCCGCCCACACCCCCUCGGAGCCUGUCACCAAAGAGCCCCCUGCUGCUCCCUCCACCUCUGAGAGCAUGAGGCCCUCGGAGCCAGGGGGGCAGCCCCUGGAGUCGGGCUGUGGCCUAGCCCCACCAAAGGAGACUGGGGACCCCCAACAGGAGCCUGGCUGUGGUCUCUUCCCACCAAAGGAUCUAGGGGCAGAAGACGAGGAGGAGGGAGAAGGGCUCCCUCGUGUGGACCUAAACAACCACCUCUUCUUCACAGCCAGUGGGGAGGCCUACCUGGUGGCCAAGCUGGCCCAGGCUGGCAGCAGCGAACCCCUUUUACCAAAGGGCUUUCCCUGGGGCGAGGCAGGCGCCAGGGCAGAGCCCAGCCUGCCCCUCCUCACCCACUCUUCCCCCGCCCACCUCACUGCCCUUCACGUCCAGCACGGCUUUGACCCAAUCCAAGGCUUUAGCUCUUCUGACCAAAUCCUGUCCCAUGAUACCUCAGCGCCGCCUCCGGCUGCCUGUGAGGGCAGGGAUGGAGCCUUCUGGAGCUACCAGCUGGCUCCAAACCCGCCUGGAGAUCCCAAAGAUGGCCUCGUGGGGAGCAGGGGGGCGGGGGGCAUGGCCCCCUUCUGGCUCUGCCUGCUGUGCCGCCUGGGCUUCAGCAGGCCCCAGGCCUUUGUGGGCCAUGCUCGGUCACACGGGGCGACACUCACUCCGGCGCAGCACCAGGGCCUGCCCGCUUGCCCAGCCCUGCUCCGCGUGGGGGGCGAGGGCAGCAUGGCCCUCAUAAGCUUUCUGGAACCAAACCCCCCCACCUGCCCACCGCUAGAGACCCCCCUGGACAGGGGUGGCACCGUGAACCUGGAGACAGAUGUAGCCCAGACUAAGGACGGUUCCCCUGGGGCAGAAGUCCAGGCUCGGGUCCUGCCCCCAACGGGAGUCAUGGCCCUCAGCCCCCACUCUCCAACCACAGCCCCAGUCACCUGGGGCCCCAGCCCAAGCCAAGCCAAAGAAUUGCCACGGGCAGCAGGCGAGGUGGGGCCAGACUGGUUCCCUGAGGGGCAAGAAGAGGAUGGAGGGCUCUGCCCGCCACCCAACCAAAGCUCACCCACCUCCAAGGAGGGUCCCCCCCUCCCCACCCCGGUGGGCUCGCCCGAAGACCCCAGUGACCCACCACAGCCCUACCGCCUGACGGACGACUAUGGCCCGGUGCCUGCAGCCUUCCAGGGCCUCAGCCUGUCCAGCCACAUGUCCCUGCUCCACUCCCGCAACUCCUGCAAAACACUCAAGUGUCCCAAGUGCAACUGGCACUAUAAGUACCAGCAGACCCUGGACGUGCACAUGCGGGAGAAGCACCCCGAGAGCAACAGUCACUGCAGCUACUGUAGCGCGGGCGGGGCCCACCCCCGCCUGGCCCGGGGCGAGAGCUACAACUGUGGCUACAAGCCCUACCGCUGCGACGUCUGCAACUACUCCACCACCACCAAGGGCAACCUCAGCAUCCACAUGCAGUCCGACAAGCACCUGGCCAACCUGCAGGGCUUCCAGGCCGGGCCCGGGGGCCAGGGCAGUCCCCCCGAGGCCGCUCUCCCCGCUUCUGCAGGGGACAAAGAGCCCAAGACCAAAUCUUCCUGGCAAUGCAAGGUAUGCAGCUACGAGACCAACAUUUCCCGCAACCUCCGCAUCCACAUGACCUCUGAGAAGCACAUGCAGAACGUCCUGCUGCUGCACCAGGGGCUGCCGCUGGGCCUGCCGCCGGGGCUCGUGGGCCCAGGCCCCUCUGCCCCACCCGGGGCCGCCCCCACCAACCCUCCUGAGCUCUUCCAAUACUUCGGGCCGCAGGCCCUGGGGCAGCCUCAGGCUCCCCUGCCAGGCCCCGGGCUGAGGCCGGAGAAGCCCCUGGAGGCCCAGUUGCUGCUCAACGGCUUCCACCACCUUGGAGCACCUGCCCGCAGGUUCCCCACGCCCGCCCCUGGCAGCCUCUCCCCAGACGCCCACCUGCCUCCCAGUCAGCUCCUGGGCUCCUCGCCUGACGGCCUGCCCGCCUCGCCAGCCCUAGCUGAGAGCCCGAGCCUGAAGGCGUUCCGCUGCCUGGUGUGCCAGGCCUUCAGCACCGACAGCCUGGAGCUGCUGCUCUACCACUGCAGCCUAGGCCGCAGCCUCCCAGAGGCCGAGUGGAAGGAGGUCGCUGGCGACACCCACCGAUGCAAGCUCUGCUGCUAUGGCACCCAACUCAAGGCCAACUUCCAGCUCCACCUCAAGACAGACAAGCACGCCCAGAAGUACCAGCUGGCGGCCCACAUGCGGGAGGGGGGCGGGGCCGUGGGCACCCCCUCGCCAGUGGCCCUGGGAGACGGAGCGCCCUACAGCUCCGUCUCCCCACUGCACCUGCGCUGUAACAUCUGCGACUUCGAGUCCAACAGCAAGGAGAAGAUGCAGCUGCAUGCACGGGGUGCAGCCCACGAAGAAAACAGCCAGAUCUAUAAGUUUCUGCUGGAGAUUGAGGGCACGGAAGCAGGGCCUGAGCUAGGGCUCUAUCACUGCCUGCUGUGUGCCUGGGAGACCCCCUCCCGCUGGGCUGUGCUGCAGCACCUGCGGGCACCCGCUCACCGAGAUGCCCAGGCCCAGAGGCGGCUUCAGCUGCUGCAGAAUGGGCCGCCAGCCACCGAGGACGGGCUCUCGGGCCUUCAGAACAUCCUGAGCUUCAGUCACAGGCAGCUCCCGGCGGCCGGGAAGGCUUCUGUCACCCCCUUAGCUGAGCUCCCCGCCACUGAGAAUGACACCCAGAACAAGACAGAACAACUGGCUUCUGAAGAGGCAGAGAACAAGGCAGAGAAGGGUGCCAACCAGACCACGGUCUACUGCUGUCCAUAUUGCAGUUUCAAGAGCCCAGAGUCAGAGCAGGUCAGGGCUCAUACACUCUCUCAGCAUGCAGUGCAGCCCAAGUACAGAUGCCCACUGUGCCAGGAGCAGCUAGUGGGCCGGCCCGCCCUGCACUUCCACCUGAGCCACCUUCACAGUGUGGUGCCUGAGUGUGUUGAGAAGCUGCUGCUUGUGGCCACAACCGUAGAGAUGACCUUUAUGACCAAAGUGCUGCCUGGGUCCAGUCUCUGCCCCGUGGAGGAAGGCCCAGACCCCCUGUUUCCCGAGCCGGAGCCCACACCCGGCAGAGAGCAGGCGUCAUCAGAAGGUCCUAGCCUGACCCCAGAUGCCAGCCCAGAUCCUCCUCCUGAGCCUCCUCUGCCCUCAGCCGAGGCCCUAGACAAGCCCAUGGGAAGCCCUGACCAACCCCCUUCUCUACCCCCGUCACCAGUCCCCAGGCUUGAUGCCCAAGCUGAAGAAAUGGCCCCUCCAUCCAUCGUGGCCGAAGAGGAAGAAGGGUCAGCUGGGGAAACCCGCCCUGCAGAGCCAGUUCCAGCUGACUCUCGCCACCCUCUGACCUAUCGGAAGACCACCAACUUCGCCCUGGACAAGUUCCUGGACCCUGCCCGGCCGUAUAAGUGCACGGUGUGCAAGGAGUCCUUCACCCAGAAGAACAUCCUCCUGGUGCAUUACAAUUCUGUCUCCCACCUUCACAAGAUGAAGAAGGCUGCCAUCGACCCUGCUGCCCCCGCCCGGGGAGAAGGAGGGGCUCCCCCCACCACCACCUUGGCCACAGACAAACCCUUUAAAUGCACAGUCUGCCGAGUCUCCUACAACCAGAGCUCCACGCUGGAGAUCCACAUGCGCUCAGUCCUGCAUCAGACUCGCUCUAGGGGCACCAAGACGGACACCAAGGCCGAGGGGCCAGAACGCAGCCAAGAAGAGCCCAGGGAAGGCGAGGCCGAGGGGGAGGUGGGCGGUGAGAAGAAAGGCCCCGACUCCAGUGGCUUCAUGUCUGGGCUGCCCUUCCUGUCCCCUCCACCCCCGCCCUUAGACCUCCCCCGAUUCCCAGCCCCACUCUUCUCCCCUCCAGUCCUGCCCCACUUCCCACUCGUCCCCGAAUCACUGCUUAAGCUCCAGCAGCAGCAGCUCCUCCUGCCCUUCUACCUCCAUGACCUCAAGGUGACACCCGUGCUGUCCCUGCCGGCUGCCACUCCUCCACCGCCUCCUCUACCCGCUAAGGCUGAGCUGGCUGAGCAGGAGUGGGAGCGGCCCCCCAUGGCCAUGACCGAAGAGGGGAAUGAGGCAGGACCCUCCUCACCACCCCACCCAACACCCAAUGAGGCAGCCCGUACUGCCGCCAGAGCCCUUCUAGAAAACUUUGGCUUUGAGCUAGUUAUCCAGUACAAUGAAGGGAAGCAGGCGGCGCCUCCACCCCCAGCCCCACCUCCUCCCGAAGCCCUGGGCGGUGGGGACAAGCUGGCCUGUGGGGCCUGCGGGAAACUCUUCUCCAACAUGCUGAUCCUCAAGACCCACGAGGAGCACGUCCACCGCCGCUUUCUGCCCUUUGAGGCCCUGAGCCGCUAUGCUGCUCAAUUUCGGAAGAGCUACGACAGCCUCUACCCACCCCCUGCAGAGCCCCCCAAAGCUGAUGGGCCUCUGGACUCACCUGCUCCCCAACUGUGCCCACCCUUCUUGGUCCCGGAGCCUGAGGCAGGGGCGGCCCGUCCCCCGGAGGGGCGAAACCGGGCAGGAGGACACGGCCCCCCGGAGGAGGAAGAGAGCUCCCGAGGGCACUUUCCUCCCUUGGUGCCUGCUGGCCGCCGCUUCUCCAGAACCAAGUUCACCGAGUUCCAGACCCAGGCCCUGCAGUCCUUCUUUGAGACCAGUGCCUACCCCAAAGACGGGGAGGUGGAGAGGCUGGCGAGUCUCCUGGGUCUAGCUAGCCGCGUGGUGGUAGUGUGGUUCCAGAAUGCUCGCCAGAAAGCUCGAAAAACUGCCAGUGAGGGAGGGCCUGUGUCAACCGGAGCAGGAGCCGGGGCAGGCUCUGGCUGUAAGCGCUGCCACACAACCUUCUCCUGUGUCUUUGAGCUGGUUCGGCACCUCAAGAAAUGCUAUGAUGACCAGCCCCUAGAAGAGGAGGAAGAGGAGGCAGAGAGAGAGGAAGAGGAGAUGGAAGAGGAUGAAGCAGAGGAGGAACAGGGCCUGGAACCCCCAGCAGGGCCUCAGGGUUCCUCACCAGACCCUCCAGACAGGGAGGAGCUGAGCCAAGCAGAGGGAGCACAGCCAGGAGGCAGAGAGCCUGAAGAGAAGGCUCCUCCCUCCCCAGCCCCAGCCCCAGCCCCAGCCUACACCUGUGACCAGUGUCCCACAUCUUUCCCCAGCCAGGACCUCCUCGCCAGUCACCGAAGACUACAUUUCCUGCCGUCUGUACAGCCCAGUGCUCCCCCGCACCUCUUAGAUCUGCCCUUGCUGGUGUUUGGGGAACGGAAUCCCCUGGUGGCAAGCACUCCGCCAGUGGCAGGGCCACCCCUCAAACGAAAGCACGAGGAUGGCAGCCUGUCCCCUACAGGCAGUGAGGCCGGGGGUGGAGGGGAGGGAGAGCCCCCCAGGGACAAGCGGCUUCGCACCACCAUUCUGCCAGAGCAGCUGGAGAUCCUGUACCGCUGGUACAUGCAGGAUUCCAACCCAACGCGCAAGAUGCUCGACUGCAUCUCAGAGGAGGUGGGGCUCAAGAAGCGAGUGGUGCAGGUCUGGUUCCAGAAUACCAGGGCCCGGGAAAGAAAAGGCCAGUUUCGAAGCACCCCUGGGGGGAUGCCCAGCCCAGCAGUCAAACCCUCUGUCCCACCCACUCCGGCACCCUUCCCCAAGUUCAAUCUCUUAUUGGGCAAGAUAGAUGAAGGGGUGGGGAGGGAAGCCACCAAGAGGGAGGCGCCUGCUUUCCCCUACUCCCCAGCCACCUCUGCUGCUGGGGCUCUGCCUUUCCCGCCACCAGGGAAGGAGGCCCCCACCGCGGCUCCAGAACCACCUCUCCCACUCCCCACUGGGCGCCCCCCCAGUGAAGAUGAGGGCCCAGAGGAAGUGCUGAAAGCUUCCCCAGAGAGUGAGGCUGGCAGCCCAUCUGCAGGGGAUCUGAGCGAUUCAUCUGCUUCUAGCCUGGCUGAGCCCGAGUCCCCUGGAGCUGGAGGGAUCAGUGGGGGAGCAGGGGGUGGACUUGGGGUUCCAGAUGGAAUGGGGCAGCGGCGCUACAGGACCCAGAUGAGCAGCUUGCAGCUGAAGAUCAUGAAGGCUUGCUACGAAGCCUACCGCACACCCACCAUGCAAGAGUGUGAGGUGUUGGGGGAGGAGAUUGGGCUGCCCAAGAGAGUCAUCCAGGUCUGGUUCCAGAAUGCUCGUGCCAAGGAGAAGAAGGCCAAAAUGCAGGGGGCAACAGUUGGGGGCUCUGGAGGCAGCAGUGAGGGCCCCCUGGGAGCGCAGCGCACUGACUGCCCCUAUUGCGAUGUCAAAUAUGACUUCUAUGUCUCCUGCCGCGGCCAUCUCUUUUCCCGGCAGCACCUGGCCAAGCUUAAGGAGGCUGUCCGAGCACAGCUGAAGAGCGAAAGCAAGUGCUACGACUUGGCCCCUGCACCCGAAGCACCCCCAGCACCCAAGGCCCCGCCAACCACCAUGCCUGCUGCUUUGCCCCUCGCGGCUGCCCCAGCCCUGCCACGUCUGGCCCCCGUCCUCUUGUCUGGCCCAGCUCUGACCCAGCCCCCACUGGGCAGCUUAGCUCCUUUUAAUUCAGGCCCUUCCGCCGCCUCGGGCCUCCUGGGCCUCGCCACUUCAGUCCUGCCUGCUACUACAGUGGUCCAGACGACUGGCUCGGGCCGCCCCUUACCUCAGAGACCUGUGCCUGACCAAACCAACACCGCUACAGCAGGCACCACUGACCCCGCCCCAGGCGCUCCGACUGAACCCUCAGGAGACAAGGUCUCUGGUGAGCGAAAGCCAGUCACAGCUCCCCACUCCUCCACUGAUGCCCUCAAGAACCUCAAAGCAUUGAAGGCCACUGUCCCAGCUCUGCUGGGGGGCCAAUUCCUGCCCUUCCCACUGCCUCCUGCAGGGGGAGCAGCACCACCAGCUGUCUUUGGCCCCCAGUUACAGGGGGCCUACUUCCAGCAGCUCUACGGCAUGAAGAAGGGGCUAUUUCCCAUGAACCCCGUGAUACCUCAGACCCUCAUUGGGCUGCUCCCCAAUGCCCUCCUCCAGCCACCACCCCAGGCCCCUGAGCCCACAGCCACAGCGCCUCCAAAGCCACUGGAACCGCCGGCCCCCGGGGAGGGGGCGCCUGGGGAGGCCGACGAGCUGCUGGCAGGCAGCACGGGCAUCUCCACUGUGGAUGUGACCCACCGCUACCUGUGCCGCCAGUGCAAGAUGGCAUUUGACGGGGAGGCCCCAGCCACUGCCCACCAGAGGUCCUGCUGCUUCUUCGGGCGGGGCUCCAUACCCCCUCCGCUGCGGGUGCCCAUCUGCACCUACCACUGCCUGGCGUGUGAGGUGCUGCUGAGUGGGCGUGAAGCCCUGGCCUCCCACCUGCGCUCCUCGGCCCAUAGGCGCAAGGCGGCCCCUCCCCCCGGGGGCCCACCCAUCACCGUCACCAACGCCGCCACGGCCGCCUCGGCUGCUGUGGCUUUUGCCAAAGAGGAAGCAAGAUUACCUCACACGGACUCCAACCCAAAAACUACUACUACCUCUACACUUCUAGCUUUAUAAACAGAUAAACCAAGAUGUGGGGCGAGGGGAGGGCCUCACGGCUCCCUCUCUUAACCCAAGGGGUGUUUGGUGGGAGCUCAGAUCCCUCACCCCAACCCUAGGUUCCGCCCACCACCUGGGAAUCUUUGAUUCCUGCCCUCAGUGGGCUUCACACACCCCACCUCCAGCAGAGUGCUGCCUCCGCCCCGCCCCGACACAUGCUCUGAUCCUGUCCCCAGAUCCCUGCAGCUGUAGCCCUUGGCCCUCCUUGUCAUCUCACGUCUGUCUGCCCUGCCCACCCCGCCACUGUCUGCCAUGGGCUCCACCGCCCUAGUCCUGUCUCCUCCGACUCCCGCAGCCCUACAUUUCCAAGACGCACGUGCGCGCGCACACAUACCUGCUACGAGUAACCCCAAAAAGAAAACCCGAGACAAAGCAGGGCAAGGAAAAGACGCCCUGCACUCAUUCCCUGCCCGCCCGCCCGUGUCUGGAGCACAGACCUCCAAACGCCAGUUGGCUCCAAGCUCGGCGCCUGGGAUGGGCAGGGGACCCUCAGAACUCUAACCAAACGAGGCUGGCAGGAGACGUGCUCCCAGCUCACCCUCCUACCCCCCAGCACCCGGCCUGCCCUGCCUGGGAGCCCUGCGGCCUGGACGCCAGGGGAAGCUGCCGUGGCCUGGAACCCUUCUGCCAACCCCCACCCUACACCCUGGGAACUGCAGUAACUUAUUCUCAAAGGCUUUAAACACAGAGAUCCUCUCAGCAGCCGUGGGCCGCCUCUUGUCCCAGCCCUGCCAAGUCGGGGCUCCAGCCUCGGGACUGGCGCUGCCCACCAACGGCAAAUCCAAAGUUCUUUAAAAAAAAAAAAAAACUUAAAACACACACACACAACCAAAAAAAAGAAAAAAACGGAGAGCGCGCACCCAUGUGCACAAGAUGGCGAGACCAGAGGAAUGAACUAAAGAAAAGCAUAAACUUGGAAAAAUACAGAAAAAAAAAACCUCCCAUCAAAUAAGUGUUUUUUUUCCCCUGUUUUGUGUAACACCCUCCCUCCCCAUUUUAAGGGUUUCUUUAAGCCAUUUCACUUUUUGGAAGAUCAAAUGCCUUUAGCUCCUCCCCGUGGGUCUGGUGAUUGAUCCUCGUGGCGGUGGCAGAGUGUCCCUGCUCAGGCAGG
This is a messenger RNA of Echinops telfairi (small Madagascar hedgehog), 8917 nucleotides long. It is a transcript of the gene ZFHX2, whose product is annotated as zinc finger homeobox 2. The transcript is spliced from 9 exons. Gene Ontology annotation, molecular function: RNA polymerase II cis-regulatory region sequence-specific DNA binding; zinc ion binding; DNA-binding transcription factor activity, RNA polymerase II-specific. The record is from RefSeq and is a predicted model, not a curated record. The coding region runs from base 97 to 7764 and encodes 2555 amino acids. Gene Ontology annotation, biological process: brain development; regulation of transcription by RNA polymerase II; regulation of neuron differentiation. Gene Ontology annotation, cellular component: nucleus. NCBI's taxonomy places the organism in Eukaryota, Metazoa, Chordata, Mammalia, Afrosoricida, Tenrecidae.